AUGAGUACGACGGAAAUGAUGGAGAGAGACGCAAUGGCUACGGUGGCUCCCUAUGCGCCGGUCACGUUCCAUCGCCGUGCUCGUGUAGACUUGGAUGAUAGACUUCCUAAACCUUAUAUGCCAAGAGCACUGCAAGCACCAGACAGGGAACAUCCGUACGGAACCCCGGGCCACAAGAAUUACGGACUUAGUGUUCUUCAGCAACACGUUGCCUUCUUUGAUAUUGAUGACAAUGGCAUCAUCUACCCUUGGGAGACCUACUCUGGGCUGCGAAUGCUUGGUUUCAAUAUCAUUGGGUCGAUUAUAAUAGCUGCUGUCAUCAACCUGGCCCUUAGCUAUGCUACUCUACCGGGGUGGUUACCUUCACCGUUCUUCCCUAUAUACAUCCACAAUAUACACAAGUCAAAGCAUGGAAGCGACUCAAAAACAUACGACAAUGAAGGGAGGUUUAUGCCGGUGAACCUUGAGUUGAUAUUUAGCAAAUAUGCAAAAACCUUGCCAGACAAGUUAAGUCUUGGAGAACUCUGGGAGAUGACCCAAGGAAACCGCGACGCGUACGACCUUUUCGGAUGGAUUGCAGGCAAAGUGGAAUGGGGAUUGUUGUACUUACUAGCGAGGGAUGAAGAAGGGUUUUUGUCAAAAGAAGCAAUUAGACGGUGUUUUGAUGGCAGCUUGUUCGAGUAUUGCGCCAAGAUCUACGCUGGUAUCAAUGAAGACAAGACAGCUUAUUACUAA
Arabis nemorensis is the source of this 735-nucleotide messenger RNA. The record is from the annotation of a GenBank genome assembly. Lineage: Eukaryota; Viridiplantae; Streptophyta; Magnoliopsida; Brassicales; Brassicaceae.